AUGGAAAAGAAGCCGUUAGAGCAUAAUAAUAAUUCAAAGCCUAAAUAUCAAAAUAUUUCGAAGGAAGAUAUCGUCCACGAUGAAGAAGUUGCAGCCAUCAUUCAUCGGAUUGUUUCAGCUCCAGUCGUAACAAAUAAAAUGCAAAAAGUUUAUGAAUUAAAAGCAGACAUUAGUGUGAAUGAGAUGAUUUCGCUAUGCGAUAAAAUGAAGAAGUGCUUUCUCGAGUCCGACGUUCUCCUAAACAUUGAUUCCUCGUCUCCUAUUUGUGUCGUCGCUGAUCUUCAUGGUCAAGCUGUUCAUCUUCUGAGAAUUUUGAGAACUUGUGGUUCACCGCCGGCCCAACGGUACAUCUUUCUCGGUGAUUAUGUAGAUCGAGGCUCGCAAGGAAUUUUAAUAUUGUGCCUGUUGUUCUGCAUGAAGUACCGGUAUCCCAAGCAUGUUUACUUGCUUCGCGGCAAUCAUGAAGACGUUAAUACAACACUAAAUUAUGGAUUUUAUGAAGAAUGCAUUCAGAGGUUUGCGACAACUUCUGAUGAUCUUGUCACCGGCGAGAAAGUCUGGCGGGCAUGCAUCGAAACGUUCAACACGAUGCCGUUGGCAGCUCUUCUCGACAAGAAGAUUUUCUGUUGUCACGGCGGAAUUUCGCCGUUCAUGUCUUCCUUGCAGGACAUCCAGAAAAUCGAGCGGCCGCUUAUUAUCCCGCCGUUCGGGUUAGCUUGCGAUUUGCUAUGGUCCGAUCCAUCGAACAACGGAAACGAAGGAUGGGCGCUGAGUCAUCGCGGCAUUUCCUUCACUUACGGAUUUGACACAGCCGAAGAAUUUUGUAAGAAAAAUAAUGUACACUUGAUAAUCCGAGGCCACCAAUUGUUUCGCGAACUGUAUGCGACCGGCUAUGUUUUCCGGUUUGGCGGAAUUCUAAUUUCAUUAUUUUCCGCUUUGAAUUAUGAGAAUCAUCGCAAUAACGCGGCAGUUAUCAAAAUUAAUUUUAAAAGUUCGAUUGAGGUCACACCUAUUGUGUUCCGCUGUAGACAUUACGUACCACAAAAACCGUCGGAGACAAUCGGAUACAAAGAUUGGGAGUAUCGUCAAAACGCCAUAAAAAAUAAGAAAGAUUCUGUUUCAAUUAGUGGCAACAAAAGCGAAAAAGUGCGCACAAGGCAUGAUGGAUAA
Molecule: messenger RNA, 1170 nt
Organism: Caenorhabditis bovis
Lineage: Eukaryota; Metazoa; Nematoda; Chromadorea; Rhabditida; Rhabditidae
Source: the annotation of a GenBank genome assembly